This is a messenger RNA of Zerene cesonia (dogface butterfly), 2364 nucleotides long. Its product is annotated as titin homolog. NCBI's taxonomy places the organism in Eukaryota, Metazoa, Arthropoda, Insecta, Lepidoptera, Pieridae. The annotation marks the transcript as partial. The record is from RefSeq and is a predicted model, not a curated record. The transcript has 6 exons.
AUGUUAAGUGUUCGCGCAGAAUUGGAAAAGGUAAAUAAGGAAAAAGAACGACAAAGAAAAAUAGCAGAAAAAGAUAGAAAGGCACAAGCACGACUUGAAAAAAAGGCACUAUUAGCUGAAUCUAAAAAAGAAGUCGAACCACAACCAGAAACCACACCAGUUCCAAUAAAUGAAGAUGAAAAAAAGGAUGAAGUUGUGUUGAAAGACAGUAGAAGAGAAAAGAGCGGAGUGAAAUCUAAAAGCAUUAAGCCUGAAAUAAAAUCAAAAGAAUCUAAAUCGAAUAAAGACUCUUUAAAGUCAAGUAAAAAGGACGAAGUAAAAAAGGAAAAAGAAGAUCGUACUAAGAUGGAGAGAGAUAAAAAAUUAAAAGAGAAAGAGGAAAAAGAAGAGCGUCUAAAAAUUGAGAAAGAAAAAAAACUUAAAGAGAAAGCUGAAAAAGAGGAGCAAAAACAAGAUCAAAUACAAAAGGAAAAAGAGGAACGCCGUAAACAAAAGGAAGAUCAAGACAAAAUGUCAAAAGUUAAAGAAAAUAAAAUGGAGCCAAAGCCAAACAAACCCACUGAACAAUUGCGUACAAAGAAACAAGCAAGUGAUGAUCAAAUGAAGUUAAAAAACAAAGAAAAUACGAGCAAGCACUUGAAGACACUUGCAGAUGAAAAGCAAAAGGAAGAAGCAUUUGCAAAAAUGGCCCUUGUCAAAUCAGAAAGAAACAUAAAUAAACCAAAAGAAGAGGCGACAGUACAAGAAUCCACUAAACCAAAAGAACAGCCAACGAUAAAAGAGUUAAAUAUUAAUAAAAUCAAACUUAGAAAAGGGUCAUCAGAUGAUUUAAUACUGCAACUAGUUAAAAUAAAGCAAGCUGAAGAAAAGAAAAUGAAAAUAAAACCAGUACGUUUAUCAGAUUUAAAUGUCUCAUCUUGUACAAUCAAAGCCCAUCUGAGACAUAAAUUAAGACGAGGGGUGGAUUGCACGAUUUGCGAAGAUUCUGAGCUAGAACUCGAUAUGGAUAACGUUUUAUAUAACCAAAAUAGAGAAAAAGAACCUAAUAGCAUCAUUAUAGGUGAUAGAAUUCUGAAAAAUAGGAUUCCAUACAUUGAGAAACCUCCGAAGGGAAUGCUGUUUGAACCGUUAUUUUUUAAAUCACAAUUUCAAGAAGAAGAUUCUACAGUAAAAGAUGACAAGGAAAAAAAAUCAGCAAAGAAACCUCCCGCUCCUAUUAGACAUACGGAACAAGAAACAGCCAAAGGUGUUAUUCGUUAUGCUUUGUCAGAUCGUUCUUUUAUUGAUAAAGGUUGGACUAUGCUACCCACUGAAAAAGUUGUGCGAAAAAUGAACGUCUAUCGAAUGAGGCCCGCACAUCCGGAAUUCGAUUGGUUCGAACAUAAUAAAAAUAAAAAGUUAAUGUUACAUGACACUGGUGAGAAACUAGCAGAAUUUGAUGACAACGGAAAGGGUCGUUGGUUUUAUAGAAAUGGAAGAAAAGCACUAGAUUAUUAUGACGCUGAAGAAAUAAAUGCCCAGCAAAGGUUUGUUAUAUAUAGUAAUGGUGAACCAGACGAAAGAGGCCGUGCACGACCCUAUACAAUUCUGGCUACCUUUGAUUAUUUAGGAAACGGUAUUGUUUUUGAUCACAGUGGAAAAAUAAGGCUUAAAUAUAACCAGACUGAAGGGGUUGUUCUUGAUAGAGAUAUUGGUCCCGUGUCUCAUUGGAAAUGGCACACAUUAAACGAUCCUCCUGUUCUACAGCAAGUUAUGAUUGAUACUCAAAUGGCGCAUAAAGACCCUGAUAUUUUAAAACUUGGUGGGCAUGGUGAUGAUAAACCAAGAAAUGAUAACGAAGAAAUGCUUGCAAUCGAAUUUGAUAAUUUUAUUAAAGAGAAGAGCAAAAAAUUAACCCAAAAAUUCAAGCCCUUCCAAAUAAAAAUGAAAGCACUUAAAAUUAAUGAAAAUUUUUCACUAAAGGUUCUUGAUCAAGCCACAGUUUACUUGAUAUUUAGAGAUGGGUCUGCAAAUUUAAAAUUAAAUAUUGGCAUGAUCCUAGAUCAUAAAGAAAUUGUCGAUACAGAUACUGCUGAAGUUGGAGAAGUUUCCAAUAGUUUAGAACGUUUUCCAGCACGAACCGAUAGUUUAGCCGGCUUGCAACAAAGCGUAGCAUACGCCCAACGAAUCGAACGGGCUAGACUGGAAAGGGAGCGACGAUUACGACCAAGCCAAUCAUGCGCAAGUGCUGAUAAACUUACAGCUGGUGCAUCAAGACCUUUACGAACUCCCUUUCGCACUGCUACUUCAAAUACAUCUACGCACACGACAGAAUGUUUUUGUCGAUGUAGAAAACCAUCUUUGAAAAAUAUUUAUUAUGAUACU